Molecule: messenger RNA, 1544 nt
Organism: Lampris incognitus (smalleye Pacific opah)
Lineage: Eukaryota; Metazoa; Chordata; Actinopteri; Lampriformes; Lampridae
Gene: rfxank
Product: regulatory factor X-associated ankyrin-containing protein
Exons: 9
Coding region: 1-699 (232 amino acids)
Biological process (GO): regulation of transcription by RNA polymerase II
Cellular component (GO): nucleus
Molecular function (GO): protein binding
Source: RefSeq, a predicted model, not a curated record
AUGAGUGAUAUGGAGGACAAUGUACAUAAUGAUGGGCUAACUGAUGGGCAAAAUGUUGAAUCAAUUAUUUCAUUCCCCUCGGGUCCCGCAGAAGCGGUGUCCAACGAGACCACUGAUGCAGAUGAAGAGAGUUUGCUCAAACACUCUACCACUCUCACCAACAGACAGCGUGGGAACGAGGUUACAGCACGCCCAGCAACAUUAGACUCUCUGUCCAUACACCAGCUGGCGGCUCAGGGGGAACUGUCACAGGUGGCUACACACCUGAGUAAAGACCGCUCAGUGCUUAACAAACAGGAUGAACGGGGUUUCACGCCUCUGAUGUGGGCAGCAGCGUUUGGAGAGAAAGCAGUCGUGGAUUUCCUCUUGGAAAAGGGGGCCAACCCCAGAACUAUUGCAUGGGAGAGAGAGAGCGCACUGACACUGGCCAGCGCUGGAGGCUUCGCUGACAUUGUCAAUUCUCUCCUUGGAUAUGGGGUAGACAUUAACACUUAUGACUGGAAUGGAGGAACUCCCCUCCUGUAUGCUGUAAGAGGGAACCACAUCAGAUGUGUGGAGGCACUCUUAGCGAAAGGAGCUGACUUGACCAGUGAGUCUGACUCUGGAUAUAGUCCCAUGGCCCUAGCUGUUGCCCUCGGACACAAAAAGAUCCAAAAAGUGUUGGAAGACCACAUUUUGAAACUCUACAAGCCACCAUGACGCUACCAUAGUAAAUGGAGUGGCACGGUGGCCCAGUGGUUAGCACCGUUGCCUCACAGCAGGAAGGUCCUGGGUUCGAACCCCAGGCCGUCCCAGGUCCUUUCUGUGUGGAGUUUGCAUGUUCUCCCCGUGUCUGCGUGGGUUUCCUCCGGGUGCCUCCCAUCAUAAAAAAGACAUGCAUGUUAGGGUUGAUACUCCUGCCUCUGCCCCUAACCAAGGCAAUGGAAAGAAGAACUGGAGUUGGUCCCCGGGCGCUGCAGCUGCCCACUGCUGCUAUACAAUAGGAUGGGUUAAAUGCAGAAGACAAAUUUCAUUGUAACCGAACAACUGUACAAUGACAAAUACAAAGUGGCUUCCUUCCUUUCUUUCAAAUGGACGAAACCGUUAAGACAGUGUUGGUGUUGUACAUACUGCCCGAGUUGUCCAUCCACUAUUUGAGAUGAUUGGUAAAGACUGCUUUCAGAAAAAUGAUCAUCAGGGAUAAAAAUACAGGGAAAAAGACUUUAUGUCAAAUGGAAUUGCAUUUGUUGCCAUUUAUAUGCACAACUUAAGCAUAGCAAAUGUGCAUAUAUACACACAAAUUACUCUGUACAAACUAUUUUUUUUCUUUUUAUAUGACCAGACUAGACUGAGAUUUGAAUGGCUGUGCGUCAAACUCUUUGUUUUACUGACUUAUAGCAAAAAUGCUUUCCACACAAAGUUGGGUAUGAAAAGUGGUAUGCAUUUUAUCGUGUUCCUUUAUACACAGUAAAAACUGAAAGGCACGGGUAACAAACAAUAAAAACUGAUGGUUGACUGUAAAACAAAUAAUCCAACGUAUGUGAAAUAAAAAGUCUGCAACCGCA